Messenger RNA from Mytilus californianus (California mussel), 1246 nucleotides. RefSeq lists its product as uncharacterized. The coding region runs from base 175 to 774 and encodes 199 amino acids. Lineage: Eukaryota; Metazoa; Mollusca; Bivalvia; Mytilida; Mytilidae. The transcript is spliced from 2 exons. The record is from RefSeq and is a predicted model, not a curated record.
CCGGUUUCUGCACUGUGCAACUAUUUCAGUUAUAUUUUUAAUUAACGAUGCCAAGUACUUGUUGUUGUGUACCUGGAUGUCAUUUAAGAGGAGGACAUGCAUUUCCAAAUGACUUAAAAAGAAGGAAAAGUUGGAUCAACGCCAUGGCCCAUACGCAGAUUGGACGAGAACACGAUGAUAUCGUGGAGUCCAUCUCAAUCAGCUGUUGUUUGCAAGGCACGUUUUACUGAAAAAGACUACGUGCAGGAAACUAUUCAUGGGCGCAAACCCACCAUACAGAGACUUAAGUCUACUGCAAUUCCCAGCCUAUUUUCCUGGACCAAGCAAGAGACUGAAUCGUCCACAAAAGAAAAAAUCAGGGCAGUUUCCUGUGAAAACAAAAGAACUAAACUUGAUGAAUAUUGUAGUAGAAAUCUAGAGGAAAGUUUUGAUUGUAAAGUUGGUUUUCCUGAAGAAGUCAUUCAUACUGCAGAAAGGAUUUAUGACUGUCCACCACCAACUGCCGAGCUAAUGUUGAGCUUCACAGAUGGAAUUACGCAAACACCAUCAAUGCCUAUGUUUUCAGCAGAGAAUUUUGAAAUGAAGACACGUGACACAGCCAUGCAUUUUUAUACCGGUUUAGAGUUGUAUACUAAAUUUUUAUUUGUUUUGACCACACUUGGUCCAGCAGCACAUUGUUUGAGAUACAUAUAUUUUCAAAUUGAUAGGGUGUCAGUUGAAAAUCAGUUUUUUUAUGACUUUGAUGAAAUUGAGGCAUCAUACAACCAACUUUGAACUGUCUAGAUUCUAGAUUGAAUCUAGUGUUAAGAAUAUUGUGUAUACAUGGAUUGUUUUUAUGUCUAAACAGUGGUGUGAGGCUAACACUUGGCCAUCUAGUGGUUUAGUCAGGUAUUUUUCACCAUCCAACUUCAAAUUAAAGUUUCCUAUGACUUGGAUUAUUAUUGACAGCACAGAAUAUCCCGUGAUAAAACCUAAAGCUCCUAGAGCUCAGGCAACCUUUUCAUCAAAUAAAAACAGAAACACUGAAAAUUCUUGAAUGUUCGACACCUGGUGGUUUAGUCAACUAUGUCUCUAUGUCACAUAGAGCGAAUUAUUGGACUUGGCAAAACAUACAAAAUUCUAAUAAAUCCUAUGAAUGGAACUGAAACAAAACUUUCAUCUGAAAUAACAUUUAGUUGUUUUAUGUUGUGUAAUUUUAGAACUUGUAUUGUGCCAAAGGAUGCAUAAAUAAAAGUGACGCAAUGAA